Macaca mulatta (Rhesus monkey) is the source of this 4650-nucleotide messenger RNA. It is a transcript of the gene ZSCAN22, whose product is annotated as zinc finger and SCAN domain containing 22. NCBI's taxonomy places the organism in Eukaryota, Metazoa, Chordata, Mammalia, Primates, Cercopithecidae. Gene Ontology annotation, biological process: regulation of transcription by RNA polymerase II. The record is from RefSeq and is a predicted model, not a curated record. Gene Ontology annotation, molecular function: DNA-binding transcription factor activity, RNA polymerase II-specific. Gene Ontology annotation, cellular component: nucleus.
CCUCAGGUGAUCCACCCGCCUAGGCCUCCCAAAGCGCUGGGAUUACAGGCUGAGCCACCAUGCCUGGCCAGGCCUGUGUUUAUUUGACUGAUUAUAGGUGACAUUGCGAUAUUUCCUGUGUCUGGGUAUUUUGAAGGCUAUGGCUGACAGACCGUACCUGAGAUAAUAUGUGUUAAUAUAUGAUUGACUGAGAUUUUUAUCAGGGAGACUAAAACUUGGGCUAUCCACAAACAGUUUACCAAGCAUAUGAGAGAGGAUUUAUGCUUUGCCAUGUCUGCAGCUGAAAUUGGGCGACUAUUGGUCAUUCAGCUGGGCUUACGGAUAUGUCGCCCAGUGUGUGCUUAUGUGUAGCAGGGGCCUAUGGAAUCCAUACAUCUACUGCAUGUUUACUGUGCACCAGGCCUGUGCUGGACACUUGUAAUAAAUCGCCUCACAUAAUCUCAUAGCAACCCUCUGAGGCCCAGUUCCAAGGCUCCAGCAUCCUGUGUCUCGCUGAGCACUGCUACCCAAUGGCCAUCCCCAAGCACUCCCUGAGCCCAGUGCCAUGGGAAGAGGACAGCUUCCUUCAAGUGAAGGUGGAGGAGGGAGAGGAAGCCAGCCUCUCCCAGGGCCUAGAAUCCAGCCACGACCACAUUGCUUACCCUGAGGCUGCACGCCUGCGCUUCCGGCACUUCCGCUAUGAGGAGGCAUCUGGUCCACACGAGGCCCUGGCCCACCUCCGAGAGCUGUGCUGUCAGUGGCUGCAGCCCGAGGCGCGCUCCAAGGAGCAGAUACUGGAGCUGCUGGUGCUGGAGCAGUUCCUGGGUGCGCUGCCCCCAGAGAUCCAAGCCUGGGUGGGAGCCCAGAGUCCCAAGAGUGGAGAGGAAGCCGCUGUGCUGGUGGAGGAUCUGACUCAGGUGCUGGACAAGAGAGGAUGGGAUCCAGGAGCUGAGCCCACAGACGCAAGCUGCAAGCAGAGUGACCCGGGAGAGUCAGAGCCAUCAAAUGUGGUCACUGAGACCCUCAUGGGAGGUGUUUCCCUUGGACCCGCCUUUAACAAGGCCUGUGAACCUGAGGGCAGCUCAGAGAGAAGGUCUGGGCUAUCAGGGGAGAUCUGGACAAAGUCUAUCGCCCAACAGAUCCAUUUCAAGAAAACUUCAGGGCCUUACAAGGAUGCCCCCACAGACCAGCGUGGCCGUGAAUCUGGUGCCUCGAGGAACAGUUCUAAUGCGUGGCCAAACCUCACCUCCCAAGAGAAGGCUCCUUCAGAAGACAAAGUUGAUCUGGUGGAUGCUUAUGGGACAGAGCCUCCAUACACGUACUCAGGGAAGAGGUCCUCCAAGUGUCGCGAGUGUAGGAAGAUGUUCCAGAGUGCUUCGGCGCUCGAGGCACACCAGAAGACCCAUUCUCGGAAGACAGCAUACGCCUGCAGCGAGUGUGGGAAAGCCUUCAGCCGGAGCACUCACCUCGCCCAGCACCAGGUUGUCCACACGGGGGUGAAGCCCCAUGAGUGUAAGGAAUGUGGGAAGGCCUUCAGCCGAGUCACCCACCUGACUCAGCACCAAAGGAUUCAUACUGGAGAGAAACCCUACGAAUGUGGGGAAUGUGGUAAAACCUUCAGCCGCAGCACUCACCUCACCCAGCACCAGCGGGUGCACACGGGGGAGCGGCCCUACGAGUGUGACGAGUGCGGGAAGGCCUUCAGCCAGAGCACGCACCUGACUCAGCACCAGCGCGUCCAUACCGGGGAGAAGCCCUACAAGUGUGACGUGUGCGGCAGGGCCUUCAGCGACUGCUCGGCCCUGAUCCGACAUCUGAGAAUCCAUUCUGGAGAGAAGCCCUAUCAGUGUAAGGUGUGUCCGAAGGCCUUUGCACAGAGCUCCUCCCUCAUCGAGCACCAGAGGAUCCACACAGGAGAGAAGCCUUAUAAGUGCAGUGACUGUGGGAAGGCCUUCAGCCGCAGCUCAGCCCUGAUGGUUCACUUGCGGAUCCACAUCACGGUACUGCAGUGACCGGAAAUCGACCCUCGGGGCACAGCACAGCGCCUUCUUGGAGGCUCAACAUCUAAGAGAAACCCUGAGUUCCUAAAGAGCCACAAACAGGGUGGGUGAUUGAUGAGCUGCCAAAAUGAUAGGUGCCUGAGGGCAGACUCGGGCUGUCUAGAAACAACUCUGUAUUUGAGGAACCCUGAUGAGCCAAGGUGAUUCAGGCCAGCUGGAGAAGCUUCCAGAAGGGCCCUGAACUGCUACCCUCUGUUUCCCACUCAGGGCUGUCCCAGAGAGAAGGCAGCUGAGCUGAGGAUUUGGAUUGGUUCUCAGGGCCAGGGCAAAUGAAGGUACAUGUCUCUCAGAACUCAGCAUCCCGGGAUGCUCUGGGCAGGCAGACUGUAGCUCGUUCUCAUGUGGCUCUUCUUGCCUGCUUUUCUGCUGCUUAGCCCAGAAGGGACACCUGCCAUGCCCACCUCUGUGCCUUGGCACCUACUAUUUCCACUCCAGCCUAUUCUGUGCCUAACUCCAAGGCUGACUUGUGAGAUGCCUUUUCCACCCUGCCUCUCUCAUGGUUUCCUAUCGUAAUCAGUGGUGCUGCUUGACACCUCUCCAACAUGUUCCUCUCUCUCCUUUUCCUUCCACAUCCCACCAGUCACCAGCACUAUUGGUUUAACCUGAAGCUUAUCUCUAAUGCACCUCCUUUUCCACUCCUGCUACCUUAUGUGAGCCCUCAUUGCCCCUUGCCUGGAUUAUAGCCAGGGUCUCCUUCCUGACCCCUUCCUGCCCUUAUUCUCUGCCCCUGUAUCACUCUCCAUGGGACUCUUGCUAUUACUCAAAUCUGAUUGUGUCACUCCAAGGUGGAAAGCUCUCCGACCCAUCUCCUUCUAUAGCACAGCUUCCUGAACAGGGUGUAAGUAUGCCAAGAUGCAGGCCGCUCUGGGCCCCGAGCAACCUCUCCAGUUAUCCUCAUAUGCAUGUAUGAAUAUUGUCAUUUUUCUGUGCGUGCAGUGAUGUGAAAAUGGCCUCAUCUCAUACCAUGACUCCACCUUCCAUACACCAGCCACACAGAACUACUGUGGUUCCCGAAGGAGCCAUACAUUUUCCACCUAUGUGCCUUUGUACCUGUGCCUGGAACCCUCCUCUCCUUUGUCAUCUAAAAUGUUUCAAAUGUCCCCCAAAGAAGCCUCCCUGCUCUCCGGGAACCGACUUCAGCUUGCCCUCUCUGCUUCCAGAGCACCUCCUAGAUACCUCCCCUUACAACUCCUACCACAUUGUUUUACUUACUUGCUCCUUGCAGAGCUUGUACUGUGUUUUCCAAUGAUACUAUGAGCUCCUGAGAGCAGGGGCCAUGUCUUGCUCUCAGUAUCUACAACAAACAAGACUCAGUAGGCCCUGACUGAUGUCUCUUACAUGAAUGUGACUGGUGCCCCCAGGAGGCAGUCACCAUGCUCUCUCUGCCCCACAUUGUCCUUAUGUAUGUUUACAUGGAUGUCUCCCCAGCAGCUUGAACCCUGGAGAGCAAGAACAAUCUGAUUUUCCUGGGGCCAGCACCCAGAUAAGCCUGGCAUGCAGUGGCCUCAAUAAAAUGUGACUGUAUUGUCUUUUUCCAGGGCCCCAGGUCCCCUGGUGUCAUGGACUUAGUCUUUGCCAGCAUGAACACUGCCUGUCCAUGUGUUCUCUGGUCUCCUCUCACAAUGCUGCGUCCCUGUCCCAUUUUUAGGGUCCAUGUCUGUCACUGGAUGUUGCAGCUUCUGUUCAUUACCGUUAGGGUGUCGUUCUUCAUGCCUCUGUUUCUCUGAUGGUCUCAUCUUACGGGAACCAUUUGACCUGGCGUGUUGUGCGCUAGUCACUGUCACCAUCUGUCCCUAUGUAUCUCCCUGUAUUUGGGGCCCAUUCCCUCUAUGUCAAGAGUAAAUGGAGCCACAAAGACUGAUGAGAAAGGCUCAUAACAUGAAGGUAAGACUCAGGGAGACAGAGACCUUGGGGAAUUACCUCUGAGGGAGUCCCAGACACAGGCAGAGAUGGCCACAGAGGUUGUAGCAGAGGUUGAGAGACUGAGGGGUGACAGGCUUAGGGGAAAACUCAGAGAGCAGAGAUGCACGUUCCCAGUGAAAUGAUUGCACAGGCUUCCAGCAGGCUGGCGGGAACAGAAAAGGCAUGGGCCUGAAUUCAGGCUACAGAGCCGACUCGUCCCUUCAGCUACUCUUGGGACCUCCUCAUCUGUAAACCAGGAACAGGACCCACCUUGUAUAGAGACCGACCCAAAGCCUGGCCCUGCACACCGGCUCUGACUCGCAGCAAUCAUCAACAUCUCUCUUUGCCCCCUACUUGCUCAGUCUCUGUCACAAGAACUGGAUCUCUAUCCCCUUGAUGCUCUGAGCAUCUUCACCCAUUUGGUCGUGAGACGUGUCUGUCCAUGUCUGUCUAAAAGGGGAGGAGAUGAGGGAGAAAAGAGGGAAUCUACUGAGAGCCUGUGUGUGCUGCCCAGUCUACCAAAUAAUUUAUAUACAUCUCCAUCCUCACACAACCAUCCCUGUUUUACAGAGGAGGAAGUGGCUUAGAGAAUGUAACUGAUUAACCAAAGUCACACUGCCAGGAACUGGAAGCACUGGGAUUUGACAACACAUCCAAAUAUGUCAGCAAUUUCAAUAAACAUGACUGAACUCAACAAACCAAGUGUAAA